Messenger RNA from Motacilla alba alba, 3236 nucleotides. RefSeq names its product ankyrin repeat domain 66 (gene ANKRD66). The transcript is spliced from 4 exons. The record is from RefSeq and is a predicted model, not a curated record. Gene Ontology annotation, molecular function: protein binding. Bases 117 to 599 code for a protein of 160 amino acids. NCBI's taxonomy places the organism in Eukaryota, Metazoa, Chordata, Aves, Passeriformes, Motacillidae.
UGUGUGGGCUCCUUGUCUGUGAGUUCUGGAUCUCCCGGCCGGGGCUGGGUCAAGCAGCAGGAACCCCAAGAGAAAAUUCCCCCGGAUGGGUUGCAACACCCCGUGGAGGAGCUGCAAUGCCUGUGGCCGGGUGCCUUCCUGAAGAGUGCAGCAUGACAGAGCUCCAUGAAGCCGUGGCUGUGGGCGACUAUGACCUGGUGGAAAAGAUUUUGAAGGCAGGGCGCUGCAAUCCAAACCAGAAGGAUGUCGACUGGCAUGACAGGACCCCCCUGCACUGGGCUGCUGCCAAAGGGCGGUCGGACCUGGUCAGGCUCCUGGUGGAUCACGGUGCCCGGCACUGCCUGCGGAGCGAUGUGGGCUGGACCGCGGCUCACUUCGCUGCCGAGGCGGGGAAGCUGCGGGUGCUCCGCGCCCUUCACUCCCUGCACGCUGCUAUGGAUGCCGCCGACCUCUUCGGAGACACUCCCCGGAGGCUCGCGGAGAUCUACGGACACCGGGAGUGCUCCAAAUUCUUGGAAAACUGUUGGCUCAGCUCACAGAUAUUUUCAUCCUUGCAAAGGUGUUUCCCUGGAUCAGGAUGCUUUACUGCAGAGGUUUGAGCUGUGCCUCAUCCUUCGUCUCUCUAAAGGAGUGGGACAGGUCACCAGAGGCCAACCAACUUGUCCAGUGGAAGCCACAGUCCCAGCACUACUUUACUUCAAUAUGCUGUCCACGAAAGAUAUAUGUGCCAGACCCUGGAGUGCUGAAAGCUCCCAAAAGUGUUUUCUCUCUGGGUUUUUCUGUGACUUUACAUCAUCAUCCCAUCAUUAUCCUUCACUGGCAUCUCUUUUACCACUUCCACAUUCUCAAAACUGCUUUGGUACCAUGUAUAUCCUGUAUUUUUUUUAUAGGGGUUUAUCCAACUCAAAGUCUCCAGCUUGCCAGUGCAGCACACAAGCUGCCAAGUUCAAAAUCAGGCAUGGUGACAGGCAAAUAUCUGAGGAGGCCAGUGCUUUACAAAUGCCGCUUUUCAUAAAUCUGUAUAAACUUUUCUGUAGGUACUGCUGUCCUGCUGUACUUCUACAGCUUGGUUCCUGUUGAAAUGCCCCAUGCCCACCUUUUAUCUUGACACAUCAGAGUCCUUCCAUAAGAAAAGAAAACCAAACUGUGCAAAAUUCCCCUGUACAGAGCCCAGAAAGCUUUGUAGUGGAGGCACAAGCUCUGGUUUACAAGCUCUGGCUGUUGGAAGCUGCUAAGAGCUUUGCAUUUUACCUGCCCACCCAACACAGAAUCACAGAAUGGUUAGAAGGGACCUUAAAGUUCAUCUCAUUCCAACCCCUUACCACGGACAGGGACCCCUUCCACUUGACCAGAAUGCUCAAAGCCCUUUCCAGUGUGAUGGAACUGAACACUGCCAGAAUGGGGCAUCCAGACCAUCUUAGAGCUAAAGUCUUUUUGGUUUUGGAGCUGACAUACUGUAAUCUCCCACUAUUCACCACUUUCCUUCCACACAGAUAUAUCAGCUCUUCUUACUCUCAGACCUUCAGUUUAAAGGCAUUUAGGCAGCCAGCAGCUGAUAAUGAAGCUUUGCAAAUUAGAUUUUUUUACUGCCUAGCCAGUGUCUAGGUAGUAAAGCUCAGGUCUGCCAGACCUUUGAGAAUGGGGCAUUGUCUUCCAGUGGAGAUUCUCUUUAUACUCUUCUCAGCUCUUGGCAUACUUAGUUUCUAUACCAGAACAGGGAAAUAUUUUCUAACCCAGAGGGUGAAAGUCUGCAGACUUCUGCCCCUUGGAUGAAAAAUUCAUAGCAAUUACUUGCCUAUUCUAUGCUGUCUUUUUGCACUGAUUUCACCAGUUGUUCCUGCCAAUCUGUAUCAUUUGUUGUGCUCUGGGUGUGCUCCAGAGCCAUGGGAGUGAGCUGACAGCAGGGGUAGGAGGAUUGUCUGGAUGGUGCCAAAGGGCAAUGCCUGUGGCAGGCAGAGGCACCUGGGAGAAUGAUUGACAGGUUGAUUGCCAGAAUGAUUGACAUCCUGGUCUGACACACCUUAGCAACAGCCCAUGGUGACUCAGGUCAGCUGAUGGAGGGCUUUCUGAGGUGAAUGACAGAUUUAAGGUGGAAAAUUUGUCUUUCAGAACCACGUGCUGGUCUGACUCACCCCACAGCUGCAUGGCUCAGCAUGGCUGGGAGAUCUAAUGAUUAGGAAGAUGCUUCAAAUGCCCAGUCUAGAACAUUUUAUAAUACACACAAAGCCUGUACUAUCACCUCAUGGCCAUGACCCAGCCUGUGGGCAGCCGAGAGUUUAUCACUGAGGCUCAGGAAUACUUUUUAAAACCAGCCGCUAUAAUUUAUGACCACAGUGAAUGCUUUCACCCUCACACUCUGGCGUCACAUCAGCAAACUUGGAGUAAACUAGGGGGAAUGGUUGUCACUUGUAGUGUAAUUUCAAUUACUGUCUGCUCCUUCAGAUGUGCAGAAGGCCCCAGAGGUGAUGUCCAGGGUCAGGCAGUGCCAAAAGGUACAGGACAGUACUGUGUGUGCUGCAGACAGAGAAUUAAGAGUGUGCUUGCCCAAAAUGCUGUGAAGCACAGAGCAGCUCUGCUCUCUACUCAGUGGUCUGUGUGGGAUAUAAGUAUGAGGAACAUUUUUUUACACUCCAUCCAUGUCAGUGUUGGAUAUUUGCUUGUCAUGCAAAAAGAGAGAAAAGGCAAUUUUUAAGACCAUCUGAGGGUCUGCAGCUGCAGGGCUGUGCAUAUCUAUACAGGCCUAUGAGCAUCCAAAUCCUUCAUGAAUCCAAAUUCAGCCCCCUCUAGCACCACGUGACCCUUGCAUGCUGUUUGUUGGUCCCCAGGUGUUGCCAGCUGCAUGAACUACCUGCCUACCUGGGCUGGACCACUGAAUUGUGCCGAGGACUGCGCCCACAUGGAAAUAUUACAUGUAUCAACAUGGAAAUAUUAUUAACAUGCAAAUAAUAGGAAUAUUCUGCUACUGAGAAUCAGUACCACUCAUUGAGGUUUGCAUGAACAUGCAAAAGUUAGGAAAUAGCUGCUUUCAAAACAGCUGCUUCUGAAUAGCAAAUGCAUACUUUGCAUUAGAUUUGGUUUGCAUGAGAAGGGCUUUAUUCUUGAUGCUAUGAGACCUGCCAAGAAUAGCACAGAGACCCUCAGCCCGUGUCUGCUGCCAGCCUCUCUGCAAAGUGCCAGCUGUUGAAAUUGUAACAAAGGGUCCUGCUAUCUAAGAGCAGGGCAUAUAUAUACUCAUG